Molecule: messenger RNA, 3248 nt
Organism: Hordeum vulgare subsp. vulgare (domesticated barley)
Lineage: Eukaryota; Viridiplantae; Streptophyta; Magnoliopsida; Poales; Poaceae
Exons: 10
Coding region: 30-3074 (1014 amino acids)
Source: RefSeq, a predicted model, not a curated record
AUUGACUUCACAUUUCGACGCGCUCCAGGAUGCCUCGGCCGCUCCUGGCAGUCGCCGUCGCCGCCCUCGUGCUCGCCGGUGCCCAUGGCUUCCGGAUCGAGGAGGCGAGUUUGGACAGCAUCCAGCUCGGCUUCAACAACGGGAGCCUCACCUCCGUGGAGCUCGUCCGGUUCUACCUGGACCGGAUCCGCCGCCUCAACCCGCUGCUGCACGCCGUGAUCGAGGUCAACCCGGACGCGCUCCGGCAAGCCGCGUGCGCCGACUCCGAGCGCUCCUCCGGCCGUCGAGCCACCGGUGUGCUGCACGGCGUGCCAGUUCUGCUCAAGGAUAACAUCGCCACGCGUGACGCGCUCAACACCACGGCUGGGUCGUUCGCGCUGCUCGGCUCCGUGGUGAGGCGGGACGCCGGGGUGGUGCGCCGGCUGCGGCGCGCCGGCGCCGUCGUGCUCGGCAAGGCGAACAUGGACGAGUGGGCUAACUUCCGCAGCUUCUCCGGCGGCGGCUGGAGCGCCCGCGGCGGCAAGGGCAGGAACCCCUAUGUGCUGUCGGCGACGCCGUGUGGGUCGAGCACGGGGUCGGCGAUCGCCGCGGCGGCGAGCAUGGCGGCGGUGACGUUGGGGACGGAGACGGACGGCUCCAUACUAUGCCCGGCGUCGCUGAACUCGGUGGUGGGGAUCAAGCCCACGGUGGGGUUGACCAGCCGGGCUGGCAUCGUCCCAAUCACACCACGCCAAGACACUGUUGGGCCGAUUUGUCGCACGGUGGCUGAUGCGGUCCACGUGCUGGACGCCAUUGUCGGCUAUGACGCAGUUGACGCUCCAGCCACGAUGGCAGCUUCAAAAUACAUUCCUCGUGGUGGAUACAUGCAGUUUUUGAAGAAAGAUGGGCUUAGAGGGAAGAGGAUAGGUGUUCCUAAUGGCUUCUUCAACUUCCUAAAUGGGACUGUGCAACAGAUGGUCUACGAGCAACAUCUCAACACAAUCAGGAAACAAGGAGCAAUCUUGAUUGAGAACCUUGACAUAGAGAAUUUAAGUGUCCUAUUGGAUUUUGUGAACAAUGGCCAAAUGGUUGCAUUACCAGCUGAGUUCAAGUUAAGCCUCAACUCCUAUCUGUACAACUUAUUACAUUCCCCAGUUCGGUCGCUUGCAGACAUCAUAGCUUUCAACAAUGCACAUCCUGUUGAGGAAAAGAUGAAGGAAAUUGGUCAAGCCGUAUUCCUGGUGGCUGAGAACACGACCGGCAUCGGUGCCUCGGAGCGAGCGGCGAUCAGUCAGUUAAACAAGUUGUCCGCCAACGGGUUGAAGAAGCUGAUGAGGGAGCACGAGCUAGACGCCAUAGUGACACCUAAUAACGCAGCAUCCUCAGUCUUUGCCAUCGACGGCAUGCCGGCCAUCACUGUCCCGGCCGGUUACGGCAGGCAGGGGGUGCCCUUUGGUCUCUGCUUCGGCGGGUUGAGAGGGUAUGAGCCGCGGCUGAUUGAGAUGGCGUAUGCCUUCGAGCAAGUUACUAUGGUCAGAAAGACGCCCACGUUUUUGCCUGUCCGAAUGCUCAGCUCAGCUCAGCUAAGCAUGGCUUGGCUGCGACUGCAAGCUGUCGCCGCCGUCCUAGCUGUGCUCGCCGCCGCCGGCGUCGCGCACAGCUUCGAGUACCACGAGGCCACCCUGGACGCCAUCCAGCUCGGCUUCCGCAACGGCAGCCUCUCCUCGGCCGCGCUCGUCCGGUUCUACCUGGACCAGAUCGACCGCCUCAACCCGCUGCUGCACGCCGUCAUCGAGGUCAACCCGGACGCGCUCCGGCAGGCCAACCGCGCCGACGCCGAGCGCCGCCGCCGCACGGCCACCGGCACGCUGCAUGGGGUCCCCGUCCUGCUCAAGGACAACAUCGCCACCCACGACGCGCUCAACACCACGGCCGGCUCCUUGGCGCUCCUCGGCUCCGUGGUGAAGCGCGACGCCGGCGUGGUGGCCAGGCUGCGGCGCGCCGGCGCCGUGGUGCUCGGAAAGGCCAGCCUCUCCGAGUGGGCCAACUUCCGCAUCGUAAAAGAUGGGUGGAGCGCCCGCGGCGGCCAAGCACGGAAUCCAUACGUGCUCUCGGCCAGCCCGUGCGGGUCCAGUGCAGGGUCCGGCGUGGCCGCGGCGGCCAACUUGGCCGCCGUUACGCUGGGCACGGAGACCGACGGCUCCAUACUCUGCCCGUCGUCUUUCAACUCCGUGGUCGGGAUCAAGCCCACCCUCGGGCUCACCAGCCGCGCCGGCGUUGUCCCCAUAAGCCCUAGACAAGACACCGUCGGACCGAUGUGUCGGACAGUGUCGGAUGCAGUCCACGUGCUGGACGCCAUCGUCGGCUACGACAAGCUCGAUGCGGCGGCCACUCGAGCCGCCUCCAAGUUCAUCCCUCGCGGCGGAUAUCUGCAGUUCCUGAAGAAGGAUGGGCUGAGAGGGAAGAGGAUCGGCGUCCCCAAUGAAUUAUUUCAAGGAUUUGGAGAGAAGCAGACGAGUGUGUACAAACAGCACCUCGCAACAAUGAGGAAACACGGAGCCGUGGUGAUCGAGAACCUUGACAUCGGCAUCGGUAGUGAAGAUAUUGUCACCGAUGAGUGGACUGCAAUGCUAACAGAGUUCAAGUUGAGCAUAAACGAGUACUUGGCGGACUUGUCCUACUCCCCCGUCCAUUCUCUUGCAGACAUCAUAGCUUUCAACAAAGCACAUCCUAUAGAGGAGAGGCUAAAAGAUUUCGGGCAAACAAUCCUUAUCUUAGCCCAAGAUACAAAUGGCAUUGGUCGUGUUGAGAGAGCUCGGAUCCGCUGGCUGAAGGAGCUCUCAGCGAAGGGGCUGGAGAAGCUGAUGAAGGAAUACCAACUCGACGCGAUCGUCGCGCCCGAGCACUAUGCUUCCCACCAUCUCGCCAUUGGCGGCCACCCCGGCAUCGUUGUGCCGGCUGGGUACAACGAGAAGGGUGUGCCUUUUGGGAUAUGCUUUGGUGGGCUGCAGGGAUACGAGCCGAGGCUGAUCGAGAUGGCAUAUGCUUUCGAGCAGGCUACCAAAGUGAGAGGGCCACCCAUGUUCAAGCCUUAGCUUGGUUGCAUAACUUUCUUGAGUAGUCAUAAUGUGACGCACCAUUGCCCAAAAAAGUAUCCACUUGCACUGUUUUCUCUUAGUGUAAAAGAAUAAUUCUGAAAUGUUACUUCUUGAGCCAACAAGGAUUGUAUGCAAGUGCUACUCUGAAUAAAUCGACAAUGUGGUUCUAAA